AUGAUGCAACAGGGACAGAGUCAAGAAAUUUUAUCGUGUGACGUUUGUGGUAUAACUUAUAAAUUUAUGAGUUCACUGACCCGGCAUAUGGUGACAUCACACAUGAACCCAGAGAAAUUGCGACAACAAGCUGAAGAGCAACGACGAAAACGUGAAAAUAAUUACAAGCGUUAUCUGGAAAACCGUAAAAUGUACGAAACUCAGCAUGGUACUGGGUACGGAAAACGCAGUUACAGAAGUGCUAUGAGUAGUGAUCCUGAUGAUGAUUUCGCUUGA
Messenger RNA from Cotesia congregata, 276 nucleotides. Lineage: Eukaryota; Metazoa; Arthropoda; Insecta; Hymenoptera; Braconidae. The record is from the annotation of a GenBank genome assembly.